CAAUGGCACCACUGCCAUCUGCCCGCUUAGCCCAUCACGAGCGAGCUUUCACCUACACAGGGGUGGAUUAUUUCGGACCAUUGCUGGUGAAGUUGGGACGAUCCAAUGUAAAGCGAUGGGUCGCACUGUUCACCUGCCUAACGAUUCGUGCCGUACACCUAGAAAUCGCCUACACACUAUCAACGGAGUCCUGUAUUUCGUGCGUCCGCCGAUUCGUUGGACGGCGCGGGCCACCUGCCGAGUUUUUCAGCGACAACGGAACGAAUUUCCAAGGAGCCGAUCGAGUACUGCAGCACCAGAUAAGCCAGGGGCUGUCCGCAACGUUUACCAGUGCAAACACGAAGUGGAACUUCAUACCACCAGGAGCGCCACACAUGGGCGGAGCGUGGGAACGCCUAGUACAGUCCGUUAAAGCUGCAAUGAAAGAAGCGUAUUCCGAGGGGAAGCUUGACGACGAGGGGUUGCAGACGUUGGUCGUGGAGGCUGAAAGUGUCGUAAACUCAAGGCCUCUGACGUAUCUGCCAUUGGAGAGCGAGGAGACCGAGGCCCUCACCCCGAACCACUUCCUGUUGUUAAGUUCGAAUGGGAUGAAGCAAAUGAACUACGAAGAUGAAGGACCGAAACAGUUCAGCGAAUCAGUUCGGUGUCGAAUCCUGGGGGAUUCCUGGGAGCAGAUCCAGCAUCAGCUAAAUGUAUUCUGGGGGCGCUGGUUGGUGGAAUAUCUGCCGGUGAUCCGCCGGCAACCGAAAUGGUUCAGCGAGACACCAUCAUUGAAACCAGGCGACCUGGUGAUGGUCGCGGAGCCGACGAGACGGAGUGGCUGGGAGCGAGGGCGAAUAGUUUGCCUGAAGCAGCAUGCGGACGGCAGACAUCGACGAGCGGUCGUGAAGAUAGGCGACAAGAUCUGUGUUCGACCGGUGUCGCGGUUGGCCUUGCUCGACGUCAAGAGGAGUGGAGCUCCGGCAGACUCCGGACUACACCCGGGGGAGACUGUCAACGCAGAAACCGUCGAGCUAGCAACACUGCCUGGCAAAGGCAACGCGUCAGCGUCAAAGCAAAGCAGCAACAGUUAAGCGUCGCGUCAAUGGGUGACAGUCGUCAUUUGACAUCAGUCGAAUAACGUCAUCAAACUGUCAGCGACCAGACCACAUUGCUUCUGGCAGUUCCUUUUCCUUACUGAAGCUCAGCGCGAACGGCAGCAAAUAAAGUUGAUGGUGAAAAUUGAAGCAUUGAUAGAGAAGUAUAGUAAGAUUAGUAAAGAUCAAUUAAAUUAGAAAAGGUGAAAGAUAGGAGAGUAGAGAAGGAAGUCGUGGAGUACCUGUAAAAAAGAGACAGGAAAAUCUCAAGCUGUAAAUCGCUACAGCUAAAUAGGGCGCAAGGAAGGAACAGCCCACCAAAUUUUGAAGCCUAUUAAAAAGUUCGCUAUCAAAACGGUCUUUUCCUGCGCCCUACAACCUCGACAC
This is a messenger RNA of Topomyia yanbarensis, 1463 nucleotides long. RefSeq lists its product as uncharacterized. Gene Ontology annotation, molecular function: nucleic acid binding. The record is from RefSeq and is a predicted model, not a curated record. The coding region runs from base 3 to 1073 and encodes 356 amino acids. Lineage: Eukaryota; Metazoa; Arthropoda; Insecta; Diptera; Culicidae. The transcript has 3 exons. Gene Ontology annotation, biological process: DNA integration.